Messenger RNA from Adineta steineri, 332 nucleotides. The record is from the annotation of a GenBank genome assembly. Lineage: Eukaryota; Metazoa; Rotifera; Eurotatoria; Adinetida; Adinetidae.
AUGAUUGACAACAAUGAUGCCGCAGCUAGUUAUGUUGACAUUAAUCGUCGAUUAUGGAAUGACAAGGUUGAUUAUCAUGUUACAUCACCUAUGUACAAUGUUGCUGCUUUUGUUUCAGGUGCUGAUUCAUUAAAUAAAAUUGAAAAUGAUUUAUUAGAAGAUGUAAAAGGUAAACGUAUUCUUCAUUUACAAUGUCAUUUUGGACUUGAUUCUCUUUCACUUGCACGACGUGGUGCAAAAUAUGUAACAGGUGUUGAUUUAUCUAAUCAAGCUAUUGAUAAAGCCCGAGAACUUGCUCAAAUUACUAAUCUUAAAGAAUCAACAAGAUUUAU